This is a messenger RNA of Suillus plorans, 2070 nucleotides long. RefSeq lists its product as uncharacterized. Gene Ontology annotation, biological process: autophagy; vesicle-mediated transport; endosomal vesicle fusion. The transcript has 12 exons. Gene Ontology annotation, cellular component: cytoplasm; fungal-type vacuole membrane. Lineage: Eukaryota; Fungi; Basidiomycota; Agaricomycetes; Boletales; Suillaceae. The coding region runs from base 1 to 2070 and encodes 689 amino acids. The record is from RefSeq and is a predicted model, not a curated record.
AUGCGCCAUAGUUCUUUCCCCCGUUCUUCCAUUUUGGUUUACGGACAGGACACUGUUCAUUCGCUGGUUCAAUCGACUGUCAUUGCUCAAGUUGAAGCACUGCUUGAAAACAACCACAUCAAGGAUGCUGUCGACCUCGCAAAUAACUUCGCAUCUGCUCAGGCAUUAGAUUCUGACGAGGUGGAAACACUGGAAUACAUGCACCAAGCUAUCGCAUUCACUCUGUUCUCUCAAACACGUUUCGUGGAUGCAGCCCCACACUUUCUUGCAGGUGGACUGGAUCCCCGUAUCCUUGUAUCUUACUUUCCUGAGUUAUCGCGGCCAUUGUUCACUGAUGGUGAAGAGGCGGACAUGUACGACGGUAUUGCAAAGCGAAUGCCCAUCGAGGCAAACGUUGAUGAUCUUAUUGCCGCAAACCUAGUCAGGAAUUACUCCCCUCAUCUCUCGCCCUCCACUCGUGAGGCGCCUGCUACCCAGGAGGUUUACAAGAUUCUUCGGGAAGAAGCCAUAGUAAUGAUCAAGUCUGUCCUCCAAGGCUUCAAGGGACAAGGAAAGCACAAGCAGCAGGAGGUGACGGAUACAGCCCUCGCUAUAUUAUUCGCACGAUCGGGUGACACCACUUCUCUCAUUUCUCACCUUGAAAGCACGAAUUCUGCUAGCCUUUCAGCUGUGGAACCUGUACUCCUCGAAGCCGGAGAAGUAGGUGCUCUAUGUGCAUUACUCAGGGCCAGAGGCGACGAAGGACGAGUGAUGGAGAUUUGGAAGGGGUUGGUUGAGGGACAAUAUAGUGAUUCUUCCGUGUCGGACCCCCUGAGUAAUAUGUUUGCCUUGCUGGAAUCAAAACAGGGAAAAGACAGGGCAAUGCUUCGAAAAUGGGGAGUAUGGCUAACAGCACGAGAUUCAGAGCGAGGGCUUAUGCUUCUUAUGUCGACCAAGAGGUCUGCAAAAGAAAAAGACCGAGAGGAGGAUCUCGCCAUUCUUUCCGAGUUGCAACAGUUACAUUCCAGUGCAGCAAGGAAGUUCUUGGAGUGGCUAGUCAUUGUGAGAAGGCGAGAUGACGCGGAACUCCAUGCACAGCUCGUGCAAGCAUGUGUCGACGAGCUGCUCGAGUGCCUGCAAGACGAGAGCACUCUAAAACUCUGGCGUGCCAAAUUCGCUUCUUACACCUCGCAAAUUUCACAAAAACAUGUGCUCUCCCUUCCAUCUACGCAGCUUCAACGUCCACAAUCGUCCUUCCUUACCUAUUUCGCAUCGACAGCACCCGACUCUCCAUCGAAACGCGCACGGCUCAAAGCCUUGUUUGCUCUGCAGGCUUUAUCGGGUUAUAAUGCUGAAAUGAUCAAGUCACAGAUUGUUGCUAGCGGCUUCGACAAAGUCCUUGGCUUGGAAGUGGCAUUGCUUGACGGAAAGAUGGGAAUGCACAGGAUGGCCCUCCGCGCACUGGCCCUCACGCUACGAGAUCCCGUCUCUGCAGAGACAUACGCUCGGACGGGAGGCAUUGUCGUUCCUUCAAAAGCUGUCGAAGCUUGCGGAAUGGGUGAAUGGGGCGCACUGUUCGCAGCUAAGGGUGGUCCUGGGAUUUUGGAGAGGGAAAAGAGUUCUGAGGGAAAGGGAGAGUUGGUGAGAAUGCUUUUAGAAGUUUACAUGGAAGACGGGGAGCCCCAGCAAACCACAAGACUACUGAGCUCACAGGCUGCGAGUCUAGAUGCUGUUGACGUCAUUCCCCUCGUACCUCCAGAUUGGCCACUCAGUUCCCUUUCUCCUUUCCUGACUCAUUCAUUCCGACGUACACUCCACGCUAAGCAUGAGGGUCAGAUUAUCAAGGCAAUCUGUGCUGCACAGAACUCCAAGGUGGUUGAGAGCUCCUACCUCGUGUUCCGAGAACAAGGCGCCAUCAUAGAAGAGGCGGACGAUGAAGAGGAUGGGGAUGGAGAACCCGAGAGCUUUAAUGAGAAGGAUGGCCUUGCAGAAAAAAUCGCGCUGCAUCUGCAGGACCAACAACGGAGUGAAGUUGGUGUCGCUGACAUACAUCCCCGUGUGAGCAAUAGGGAAGAGGUAGACGUUAGAUAA